This is a messenger RNA of Mizuhopecten yessoensis (Yesso scallop), 2986 nucleotides long. RefSeq lists its product as uncharacterized. Lineage: Eukaryota; Metazoa; Mollusca; Bivalvia; Pectinida; Pectinidae. The coding region runs from base 191 to 562 and encodes 123 amino acids. The transcript is spliced from 5 exons. The record is from RefSeq and is a predicted model, not a curated record.
CCCAUUGAGGGGGUGGAGAGCUACACACAGCCGCUCAUAAUUAACUGCGACCAACAAAAAGCCGGAGCUGUUGUGAACACAGCAGCAUACAGUGACAGUGGAGACCCAGGAUAACAGUCUGCAAUAGUGUGGUGUACAGAACCUCGAGAUUCUUUGUUUGUUCGGACCAUUUCUCAAACGACAGGUAGCCAUGGAUAUCAACGUGACCGCGGUCCUCAGUAUGUUCCUGUCCCUCCUUCUCAUCAUGCCCGCCCUCUCCAUACCUCUAGACAGCCAGGAAACACAGGAACACCUUGAGGAGAAAAGACCGAAAUACAUGGACACAAGGGAGUUGGGCGACAUGAUGCAAGAGCUUGUCUACAAUGCCUUAAAAGAACUUGUCAGUAAAGGGAAGGUGAACGAGGAAGUGUUCCCAACGCCAGAAGGGUUCGUAGAGAAGAGCGAGGCACCCUCCGAAACAAACAGCGUUGACAAGAGGAGGCGCCAUCUGUCGUACUGUCUCAGAAGGAGUGGACCAAACUUUGUGCCCUACCCAUGUUAUAAGUAUGGAGGCCGACGAUAAACAACAUCGACAGUGACCAAGCCAUUCAAAAUGAUCCCGUGAUCAUAAACAGAAAAACCAUCAGCUACAUAUCAGAUUUUACGUCAUUUUGUCGUGUUGUCAUGGAUACCUGGAUACAAGGUUCGCUUUUCGUAGCAGCCAUUUUGGAGGAGAAGACCAAGUUUACUUUGACAUUUGACCUUCUGAAAUCUACAUCGUCUGCUAUGUUUAAUUGAUAUUGUCCUUUAUCAUGUGUUUUUGGUAUGAUCCGUAUGUUGUAUAUAAACAAAUGAUAUAAAGGUUGUGAUAAUAGGAUGGUAUAAUAUACCACACUAAAGGGACAGAGGAGAUAAUCGGGGAUUUCUGAACACCUCUUUGGAACGAAAGUGUAACCGAACACGUGGCACCCCGUACAGAGCCUCCCAGCACUGAUUUAUACUUAUCUUCGGCUAAUAAACCUAUAGCAAAGUUUUGGAAGAUGUACCUGGAGCACUAGUUUGUCAGUUUCAUUUUUUCAGUUCGGGAUUUCAAGCGUUUUGAUCCGUUAAAAUGUACAAGUGAAGCUUAACAACCGAUACCUAUAGAUGUCUCCAAUACAACAGUCCUAAUCUUAUAAACAACAACCAGCAGGCUGGGCGAUAGAAGUGCAAUACAGUCCCGUAGAUCCCUCAUUGUCUUACUAGUUAUUAUAUAUGUUACUGCUGUUAGAUCGGUUUAACCCAACUUCUUUUUACGCGUCGCACGUCUGGGUUCUGUAACUCACGAUUAACAUACUUCCGGAUUAAUGAGACACAAUGGACAAAUAUCCGAAUAUAAUAAAGAGUCGGAAUGUUGAGUUUUCCGGAUAGGAAAGGUAGUGAUGUUUAAUAAAUGAACUUUAUUUUUUUUACAACAAUUGUGAAACAAAUUUUAUCAACUUAUAUUAAUCACUCUUGUUGGCCCGAACGGUAUCGCGCAGGGGUCAUAAUGUGGGAGGAAAUCGGAGUACUCGGAGAAAACCCAUGUGAACGGAUAGGUGACCUCAUACCUUUUCACGUCAGAUUGGGGAAUCGAACCCCGGCUAUCUUGGUUAAAAGCGAGUGCGUUAUCCAUUGCGCUACCCGACCACUCGGAAGUGAAGACAUACAUUUCCGGGUUAAUUAGUAGAAAAAAAGGUCAUAUGUAGUUUUCGCACAUAAAUAGCAAGUGUAAGUUUCCGGAAUAGAGGUUACAAGUUAAUGUUCCGGAUAAUAUAGCAAGAGGGAGUUUUUUUCGGAUUAGAGACUAUUCAGGUAUUUUUUCGGUUGAAAUAGCAAGAGUGAGUUUUCCAGACUAGAGAUAAGAAGUUAUUCUUUCCUUGCUAGAGAGUAGGUGCAUUUCAUUUUCCGGAUAGGGUUAGGUCAGAAUUGUCUAGAGUAACAUGUUUCAUCGUUCUAUAAUUGUUGACAGUAGAAAGCGAGGAAAUUUCAAAUAUGUUUUUACAAAACGGGACCAUGACUUAAAAAUGUAAACUCGCUUUUUUUCAGGUCAAAUUUCAUUUUAGUAUUUAUGUACAUAUUAGUUUAUUUAUUUUGUCUCUGGUGUGUUGUCAUCAUUAGUCGUCCUAGAUCUGUAAAUACACAUAAUUCUAAAUUAAUGCGUAUGAUUUAAACCACAACUCACACUUACGAAUAAGACAGAUAUAUGCAUAAGGAAAUAUCCUGUAUAAGGACCAUUACGACCUCCUUAGGGUAGUGUCAGGCACUUUUUAUUACAAGGACACGUACUCUCUACGACAGUUUAUUCUUAAAAUGUCUAUCGUAUGUUCAUUCUGAAUCGAAUUAGAAAUCUGGUAACUGUAGCACAGGGCGUCUUAAAUCAUUCUGGCGCUAUCAGGCAGCUACGUUUUAUAAUAACCAUACACAAAAAGAGUGGGCCGCCAUUAAUCAUGUACAACAAAAAUCACAGGAGACCUUAGCAAAGUAUCUUACCAGUCAUACAGUAACUCUGAAUACAGGACUACAUCGUGGUGUUCUUCGGAAACAGGUUGAGAUAAGCAAUGAUUUGGGAGACAGGUCACAUGCACGCGUCACCUUGCCAAAUUGCAGGUUUUAUCGAAUGUGGAAAAGUACAGGUGUAUGCCGCUAAUUAACAACACUCUCGCUGUAUUUUAUAUUAACGUCUUCACUUGGACUUGCGUUCAAAAAAAUUCGCCGUGUUUCAUCUUUGAAAUGAUUAUCAGAUACUCUAGUGUGAAAAUAGAUUUGACUGUAAUUGAUGAAAAAACUGAGUUGAUUUUAACUACAGUGUUCAACAAAAAGGGGUUUAUGAAACUCUAAUCCUCAUUUCCGGUUGAUAAGAUUGAACACACACAACACAGCAGCAGAAUUUACAAGCGACAUGGACAUCGUUUGAUACACCUCUCAUUAUGCAUAUUGUUACAUUAUCCUGUAUAUUAACUCAUUAAAUAUAUUUCUUUUAAUCCAC